Messenger RNA from Oldenlandia corymbosa var. corymbosa, 6819 nucleotides. Lineage: Eukaryota; Viridiplantae; Streptophyta; Magnoliopsida; Gentianales; Rubiaceae. The record is from the annotation of a GenBank genome assembly.
AAAAACUCAAAAAAGUAUCCAGAAGAAAAGCAGACCAUAACCCCACAAAGUGCACACACACACACUCGGACGUGAACUCAGUCAUCAACCAAAACCAAAAAGCCUAUCCCAUUUACUACUACAUAAUAACCCAACGAUAACUGAAAAACUAUCCUCCAGAAAAAGAGUAGACACUUUUACAAAAGCACUACGAAACUCUUCCUCCUCAGAGACAUUUUACACAACACAGUUCCCAAGCACACAGACAAAAAAGUCUCAGAAAUGGCAGCACCUGAAGAACCAAAAGAGCAACCCCUACUUGAAGAAGAACAGUUUGAGAAGCUUUUAUCCUCAUAUUUAGGCUUAAGUUUCACAAUUUUUCUUGGGUUGCUACCCAAAAAUUCAAUCUCUUUGAUCCCUAGCCUAAAGACCCAGAAUAAAGAUCUCAACUUUAAGCUCAGGAAAGCAGAGGAACAGCUUGAACAGCUUCAUUCUCGUAGGAAAGAGGAUUCUAAAGCCAAUGCAAGAGUUGUGGAGAUCUUUGCUAGCCAUAGGCAUGCUUGGCAGCAAGAAGAGAAGAGAUUACUGCAGCAGAUCGACGAGGGCGGUGAUGAAAUUACUCAUUUGAGAGCUAAAGUUGAAGAGUUGGAGAAAUUGGAGUCCGAGUUGAGGGAUGGUAUAGAAGAGCUGAAGAGGGAAGUUAAUGAAAGAGAUGAAAUGUUGAAUUUCAUGAGUACCAAUGGAAGGGCAUGUGAGAUGGAAAACAGCUAUUGCGGUGGCGGUGGUGGUGGCGGUGAAGGUUUUGACGGAGGUGGUGGGGAGUGCUAUCCGGAGAUGGAAUUGAGGUAUGGGAAGGGUGGGGUUUCAAAAGGCUUGGAUUUGGGAGGUGAGGAUUGUUACUUGGGUGGUGGGGUUCAUAGCAUGGAGGAAAUGGAAAAUCUUUGUGGGCAAAGUAAUGGGUUCAGUGCAGAGUUCUUGAAUCCUGCUUCCAAAUUAUGGACUGAAAGAGGAAAACUUUGGCAGGACGUUCCAUACGAGUCUCUUGAACCCCGUUAUCAUUUGAAGCAUUUUGUAGCUAGAAGGGAAUCCCCUUGGAAAGUAGACGGUGACUCAACCGGAGUUUCGUCAAAAUUAAAAUUAUUGGAACAGGAGCUAAUUAAUCUGGAAAAAGUUGGAAAGACUGAUCUAUCAAAGAUUCCAUCACUACUGAGAAAGCAGGCAAAGAGGUACCAGACUCUUUCCGGGAAGAUUGAUGAUCUAUGCCGAAGAAUGGUGAUUCCCUAAUUUUUCAUUUAUUUUCUCUGUCAGUAAUCUGGUACUGUGGUACAUGCAUUUUCUCUAUUCCUGUAAUGGAUACGUGAUUAACCUUCCCCGAAUUUUCUGCAUGAUCUCAGAGGCAAAACAGUAAUGUCAAAUGCUGACAAAUUUGCCACUCAUUUUGGAGUCAUUUGGCUUUCACUUUGAGAUGUGCUCAAAGGAUAUGUGAGUUUGAAUAUAGUCCACCCUGCUCACCCAGAAAAGAUAUAAGUUUAAAUAUGAUCCUUAGUGGAUAGGGAAUUUGAUCAUCAAUUCGUUCACCCACCUCACUUGAAACCCAUUAAAUCUGUAUAAAAUGUUUACAGCUGAUGCUAUAACUUUAAGCAGCAUCUAUCAGCUUCCUUUCUGUCCCUGUCCAUACAGAACAAAUCAUGUUUGAUGUUUGCUUUUUUACUUUAGGUUCCUUUGCAUCUAUAACUGUUAAAAGUUAAAACAGAAGCCCGGUUACUUAAACUGCUUAGUAUUUUUCUGAGCAAGUUUGUUUGCUUUUUAUUCUUUUGCUGCAGCAAGCUAGUGAUCCAUGUGAAGCCAACGUCAGUUCGGAGUUUCGAACACAGAGACAAACAGAAUUUUUGCUUGAAGCAUUUCGGCUACAGCACCGUGCUGCUGAAACUUCUCAGAAGCUGAUAGCAUUGCAAACUGAGACAGGAAAGAGUUGUUUAGAAGAUGAGCUAGAAUGUCCUGCCAAAGUAACCACAAGACGGUCAUUUGACUGUAUAAGAAACAAUUUCAAGGAGAUCCAGCGAAAUUUAGAGAUAUGGCUCGCUAGAAUUAUUGGAGAUCUUGAAGGAAUUCUUGCUCGAGAUGGAGCCUCCCGGAUGAGGGAAUACUACAUUUCUAGAUAUCCUUUUGUUCAGGUGUAGUAUAAUUGCGCCCUUUGAUAGCAUAAUCCGGUAACAUUUUAGAAUCACUACUAAAAGGCAAGUAUAUAUAGUUUCUCUUAGCAUUUUGGUGCAAUUAGAAUCAAGUGGUAUAUAUUCUUACUUGUUGGUUGUUACUGAAUAUGGAAAGAAACCAAGAUCUGCAAACUGAAUUCCCUAACGCUUUUGAACUAAGUAGGUGGUACUUCAUCGUGUCAUUAAAAUUCCAUGGAAAUGGAUUCAAAUCAUAUGGCGAAAUUGUGGUAGAACUCACGGUACAGAUACCAGUGGGUAUGGCAUUUUUUUUAGUGUAUCAAUGUUUAGAACUGUGCAUUUCAGGGAUGUUCCUCAUGUUUCUGGUAAUGAAAUCAAUAGCGUCUUUGUUUGGAGGCUUUUACUGUAGUUAUUUCGACUUUGCAAAGCUCCAACUAACCUUGUGUUCAAAGUUCAACAGCCAACUACACUGGCUGUAAUGUUGCUAAACUCUACUGUUACAGAAAAAUUCAAUCCUUAACUUUGGUCCUUUUGUUCCUGGGGGAAAUCAGAUUAGUUUUUGGCCUUGCCAUUGGAUGCAUGGUUCUCAGGUGGAUAGAUGAGGUUUGACAUGCAUUAGGUUAGAGAUGCAGUUAGUGGCAACGCCGGCAGGACAAGAUCUCUUAAGAGUUUACAUUGCCCCUUCUAAAAUAAAUAAGAGACUUGUUUGUAUGCAAAAACACAACUUUUAUUUUGGGUCAUUAGUUUGAUGGAUGAAAGGUUAUUAAGGUACAUUCGAAUAAAUUGCGCUUCCUUUUGCUUAAUAUAAAAUGUGCUUUGAUUAAAAAAAAAAAAAAAAAGGCAUUUCGCUCAAAGGAAAAAGAUUGCAGUCAAGUCUAGCAAGCUACUGGUAAAUGAAGCAGAUGUUAGUUUGAACAAUGUAGAUGGAUCUUACCCUCAUUGAAUCCAAUUUGUUGCUUUGAACAAUGUCGAUCGAUCUUAACCUUAUUGAAACUUAAAUUGGAUUCCGAAGAAACAUCCAAAUUUGAUGCGAAAAAAUGGGCAACACUUAUAAUUGUGGAUAGAGUGCAAGUCUUUUGACGGCCAGUAGGAGUAAUCAGCUGAUAAAGUUGAAUUUAACAACACAUAGGGUUUAAAGCACAUGGAUGUGGUACCAUACGAUCAAGUUGGCACAUGCUUUUGUCUUCUACCGUAGACAGAGGAAACUAUUGUUCUUCAGGCUGCUUAACCAUAUUGAUGAGGAAGAAAUCAUUUAACCCUAUCUUGAAGAUGAAUAAAAGUAACUCUCACCUAAUAUUUCGCUCUCAUAAAUACAUCAAUCAGGAAAUCUGCUGAUAUGCAAAAGAGGUCGUUCGGUUAUCUUUAAUUAUUACAGUGAAUCCUCUUGUGCAUUUCUUUUUUGCUACUUCUACCCUAAUUAUUCACCCACAAACUCAUCCAUCCCCUACCCUGCGCCCGCUGACAAAUCGAACUCGCGACCUCUUCGUACAGAAAAGAAUUUUUGUGCACAAAAAAUAUUGCCAGAAAUGAUCGCAAAAGCAGCAAAUCAGUGCUCUAGAAAUGUAGCUUGCGAACUGCAACAUAUGAAAGUAACAUUCCAUUUCACUGGAAAUAGUUUGGAGAGUAGUUUCCUUAAAAAGGAGCAUAUGAACCGAGCUUAAAUAUUAGUCAACACCAGAACAUGAACUAAUCCAGAAACCAGAAAGGUAUAUCAUCCAUAAUUUGCUCUGCAUUGAUGAAAUACAACGCCAAAGCAAGAAGUUCAGACACAGUCACAUUACACUUUUAUAAAGUAGCAUAAUAAUAGAAAUGACACAAAUAGCAGUUGCAUUAUAUAGAGAGGAACCCCAGUAGAAACCAAUAGAUGAUCCCCUCAAUACUUGGGCACCUUAGGAAGAAGCAGCUGCUUCCUGUAACUGCUUCACCUUGGUGAUGUAAUCACUCAUUGCCUCGUCCUUGGAUUUUCCUGUCAGGCAUAAACACAUCGAAGGAUUACACUAAGUGGCCAGAAACCUAAGCAGUUCGGCUACAAAAGACAUUAUAAAGUUCAACCAAAUACGGUGAAUUAACUACCUUCGACGGCCUUCCAUGCGUCCCACUUAGCCCUGUCUCUCUGGUUGAAGAUACCAGGACGGCCUGCCAGUUAAAGCCCGAUCAAAAGUGAGAAACAAUUACCGAACAACUUCAGGUUGAUGAAAUGGCAUAACUGAGCAUAUUAAAAACAGUAAAUAGUGACAAAGCACAUGAAGCAGGUAAGAGUACUAACUUGUGUUUACAUCUCCAACAGUGGCCUGCUUGUAAAGUCCAUACAGAAUAAGCUUGUUUUCGUUGCUGGUGUUCUCAGGCAGGGUCUUGGCUUUCUCAGCAUACUCCUCAAAUUCUUCCUGAAACAGCAUCAGUAGAUUAAAUAUUCUGAUGGUGGUUAAUAUUCACUAACAAGUAAGAAAAUCAACUCAGAACAGCAAACCACUAUCUUGGAGGGAAAUAAAUUUUAAAGUAAGAAACCAAAACUAAAGAAAUUUAUCCUUGUCCACCGGAGAGGAUUUCUCAAACGAAAUUACAGAGAAGUAAACUAACUCUAAAGUAUGCACAUCAGCAAUUUUUGACACACACACACACACACACACACACACACACACAAAAAAAAACACAACGACAACAACAACAACUCAAGAAACACAUAAUAAGGUUUGAGCAUGUUGGUCCUCGUAAAACAUCGGUUUGCUAUGAGAUCACAGUAGCUUAACCAGAAAAAAAUGUGCAAACCCUAAGCACAAAUAUUCUCACUUGAAAUCCAUGAAAAGGUAGGGCAGACUUUUGGGAAGUUAUACAACCAAUUUGUGAACUUCAUAUAGGUAGAGAAACAUAUGAGCAUAUUUGAACUAGUAAACAGUGCAGUACAACAAAAUUGUAAACUCCCUUAUAGGACAAAAGAAUACAAGCCACUUUUCCUAUUCUAUCCAAAGAUGCAACAAUCAUGUGCUGAACGUACAAUCUGCCGAGGAAUCAGAGUGAUCAGAAUAAGGCACUGUAGACAGGCCAUUCAUUCAGAUAGCAGAGUAAAAGAUAAAAAUAAGGCACAAUAGACAGCGUAGACAUCCGGAUAGCAGAGGAAAAGAUAAAAACUCAAAUCACAUUGUUUCCAUGCUGAAUUUCACAAAUAAAUUUAUGUGGUUCCAAAAAUUUAACAAACAGACUUGAUAGCUUGAAUAGCCCAGUUCGUGAACUUAGGUCAAUAAUGUUAACAAGUGAUGGACAAAAGCAGAAAAUUUAAUGAGCACGGCUUGAUUGCUCGAAUAGUCCAGUUUGUGUACUCGGAUCAACAAAGCUAACAAGUGAAGGACAAAACUGACAGUAUACAGGAAGCCAGAUUUUAAUAAUAUAAUAAGCAUGUCCUAUGAUUCUUCCAGUUCAAUUCUUGACAGCAACACAAAUGAAAACAAGGCCAGCAAUAGGUCACAUAAACACUCCCAAGUGGUAAAAGGUUGUCAACAAAAUAUAUGUACACUUAUUAGCCCCAAUAAUCAUUGAUUACUAUUUGAUUGUUGCACAUGAUAAAAUGCAACUAAUUACUAACUUAUCCAACAAAAGUAAAAACUGUAAGGCGGAAAUCGGUUGCAAUAGGUAAUAACAAAGGAUUCUCCCACAGUGUUUAUUUGUUAGUUUCUUUUUUUCCUCCAUCCGCAAGAUCUAAAACCUGAAAGUAUUACCUGAACAACACAUUGUGCAAAUUUCCCACCAAAUGUAUCAGAGUAGUUUUGGAAUGGAUCAAGAACAAUAUCUUGCCAAAGUAGUUUGAGACAGAUCCUUUGCAAGACUAAUCGAACAAUACUGAAUUCACUAUGUUCCAUCCCGAGCACUGAUAAAAUUUGCCUAAAAUCAUAUCUAACUGCAAACAUCCAGAACAUGUGGCAAGUUUGCACAUGUUUAACCGUAGAACACAAAAUUUGGAAAAAUUCACCAAAAUCAUGGAUGUAAAGCUUAAUCAAUCAAUGCUUUAGAAAGAAUCCAAACACGUGCUAAUUAUGCACGUGUUCAACAGUAGAUAACAAAAUUUGGAAAACUUCAUCUAAUCACUGAUGUAAAACUUAACCAAUCAUUGCUUUAACAAGAAUCCAACACGGAACCGUACCAAUUUUAGCGGCUUAUUUGAAUUAGAACAGAAAAAUAACCCAUCAACAAACAGAUAAUGAGUAAGAUCACACUCCAACUUAACGCAACUGAUACAAAUCAACCAUACAGGUUACAUAGAUCUCAAGAUAAAGACUCAAUAAGAAGGGAAAAGCAAAUCCCAAAGGUAAAUUCCAACGGGAAAAACAGAAUAAUCAGCCAAUUAUCUUCAAUACUCUCCAGUUCACAGAAUCAUGCAUACGAAACAAAAGGAAAUUGACGGUAAACGUGCUUAAGAGAAGAAAAGAAAAAAACUCACAAAAUUGUACCGAUCAAAUAAUGAAAGAAACUUGAUCUUUCAAUACCGGAUAAGUUACCUGCAAACCCAUCUUUGUUUUGCUGUGCAGAGAUGACGAAUAAAGUUUGCUUUGUGAUUCUCGCCAGUAAUGCCAGUGGAGAACUUGUUCGUGAAAACUGUUGAUUGUGCUGCUAUUUAUAUUUGGGCUUUGGAGGAUGGAUAUUCGUCUUUACAGGGUAUUCUACACGUGGCUGGUUGGUG